Synchiropus splendidus (mandarinfish) is the source of this 709-nucleotide messenger RNA. It is a transcript of the gene vgll2a, whose product is annotated as vestigial-like family member 2a. Gene Ontology annotation, cellular component: nucleus. Bases 20 to 418 code for a protein of 132 amino acids. Lineage: Eukaryota; Metazoa; Chordata; Actinopteri; Syngnathiformes; Callionymidae. Gene Ontology annotation, biological process: regulation of transcription by RNA polymerase II. The record is from RefSeq and is a predicted model, not a curated record. The transcript has 3 exons.
CGGCUGUGAUCGCUUCGCCAUGAGCUGCCUGGAUGUGAUGUACCAAGUGUUCGCUCCUCAGCCGUACUUCAGCUCCUACAGCCCCUACCACCACCAGAAACUGGCCUUGUAUUCUAAAAUGCAAGACCCCCAGGACAGCAGCAGCAGCAGCAGCAGCCGCCGGCUGGGCCCCCCGGGGCCUCCCGCCAUAAAAGAGGAGGACAAGGAGCUGCCGCCCGGGGCCGAGUACCUGAGCUCCCGCUGCGUCCUCUUCACGUACUUCCAGGGCGACAUCAGCGCGGUGGUGGACGAGCACUUCAGCCGCGCGCUCAGCCAGGCGACGGCGUGCCCCCCCUCCACCAGCCACAAGGCCGUAAGAGCUAACGGACCUAACAGAGCUAAGAAUGUUGAAGAUUGUUCUGGAAAUUCACCAAACUAGAAUAAAACCAUGCAAAGAGAUUGUGAUCACAUCAAAACAGCUAUUUAAGAUGAAUAAAUAAUUCACUUUCAUCACAUAUUUUUGCCGUAUUGUUCGUCCCUUUCUGGAGAUAUUUUGAAACACGUACAUUUUCUGCGAUGUGUUUCCAAACAUCUCCAAACAUCCGAGUGUCAGAAGCUCCAGUUGUUGACAAACCCGAGGGUUUUCUGCAGGAGCUUUUUUCCCAAUGAGCGAAGCGUAUCGUGGCUUAAAAAGGUUGGGAAAACACUGCUGACCUCCGCUUUCUUUCUU